CACCACCGAGCUGUCUUUCAGCAUCUUUGCUCCGACGUACAACGUUUCGUUUCCCGGUGAAAUCAUCGUUGGAGAGAUGGGCGACUCGUUCCUGCAGAACUGGCGCAACGCUUGGUUGUCGCGUACCUUCUUCCGCGGCUUAGACAUUAAGAUCGCCUUUUCGGCCAUCGAGACAUUGGCAUUCUCUGUGGACGUCGAGCAUCUGUGGGACUACAUCUUGCUGCCCUACGCCUUCGCGUUUCCCUACUACGACAUGAACGCCAUGGCGUCCAUCAACUACGGCGGGUUUGGCACACAGGUGGCCUUCGCCUUGGGCAAGAGGCUUCACAACGCGUACAUUACCGCGGACUCCGGGGGCACCUCGUUCAGCACAUUCCUGUCGUGUAUCUCGAACGUCUCGCUUUCCGUCGAGUAUAAUGAUGACGCUGUCUUAUUCGCCGAGGUCGUCUCUCUGGGCGCCGUAGUCGACACAUACCGCAACUCCAGCGAUGGCCGGCGCCUCGUCCUCUUGGAACGCCUGACGGGCGAACAGCUGCUCUUCGUCGCCAUUUGCUACGCCAAGUGCAUCGGCAGCUACUACGUCGCCGACGACUCUAUGUGCGACGCGGUGCUGCAGAACGUGCCGGAGUUUUCGGAAGCCUUUCGUUGCGCGCGGGGAACACCCAUGAACCCGCGCAAGCGGUGCAUGCUACUUUGAUGGAAGCCGCUUGUUUGGGGACGUAUUCAUGACUAAUUAUAUACAAUACGUGCUAGAUCAACAUAAAACAUUCGAUUAUACAUAUAUAGUGGGUUAAAUAUUCUCAAGACUCUUGUGCUGGUUGGGAUAACGCACAAUGCGCGCAGUGGAGCAACGCCAUGCUUGUGGCUCCUUCGGACGGCGUGCUUGAAAAG
Molecule: messenger RNA, 891 nt
Organism: Rhipicephalus sanguineus (brown dog tick)
Lineage: Eukaryota; Metazoa; Arthropoda; Arachnida; Ixodida; Ixodidae
Product: neprilysin-1-like
Exons: 2
Coding region: 77-697 (206 amino acids)
Biological process (GO): proteolysis
Molecular function (GO): metalloendopeptidase activity
Source: RefSeq, a predicted model, not a curated record